UCUCCAGACAGAAAACACUGGAACGUACUGGUGUGUUGUAGAGAUAGGUGGAAUAAUGAAGGUGGAUGAUUACGAAGCCCUUCAUAUCACAGUGAAAUCAGAUCCUGAUCUGUCUGUGAUGGAGAGCAGAGUGAGUGAUGAGGAAGGAGGCAACGUCACAGUCCAGUGUCCCUACAGCACUAAGUAUCGGAAUAAAAUGAAGCAGUGGUGCAGAUUUAUAGACAGCCGCUGCAACAAUAUGGGGAGGACUGCCACAUCCCAGAAUUCAGCAGUGCAGGUCAGUGAUGAUGGGAGAGGAUCCUUCAGUGUGCAGAUGAGUGGACUGAAGAAGAGUGAUGCUGGCUGGUACUGGUGCAGUGCAGGAGAUCUGCAGGUUCCUGUUCACAUCAGUGUCUGUGAUCCACCUCCAGAUGUGACUACAGCACUGACUACAGCAGUGACUACAACCACUCACCAUGUCAGUACUUACACAUCUGGCUCGAAGCACAGUUCAGCAACAUCUGUGACUAGCGGCACAUCAGUUUCUAGAGGUGGUGACACCAUUGAGCAUGAGACCCUGAUCUACUGGUACCUGGUGGCCAUUAUUUUGCUACUGGUCAUACUGGUCAUCAUCGUCUGCGUGCUAAGAAGGAAAUACACAGAGAAUCAAAUCAGGACCAGAGACAGGAGCAAUGACACCACAGUUCACACAGCUGAGAGUGAGGGAUCAUACAGCUCAAUUGCUUUCAAGUCAAGAAAGAAGAAAUCAGAAGCAAGGAACCUGGAGCAGCGCACUUUUACAGCUGAAGACUCUGUUAUAUACAGCUCUGUGGCUGUUUCAAAGCCAAAGGCUUCAGCGUCAACAGAUAAUGAGCAGGACGUGACCUACAGCUUUGUAAAAAUCGCUUCCAAGAAUAAAACUAAGUCUCCAAAAGAUGUUGGUGAUGAGACAAUCUACAGCAGCGUGGUUUGCUAGUAAUAGAUGUGUGAUUAAAAAAAAAAUCUCUGUGUCUCUCU
Messenger RNA from Ictalurus furcatus (blue catfish), 996 nucleotides. Its product is annotated as CMRF35-like molecule 5. NCBI's taxonomy places the organism in Eukaryota, Metazoa, Chordata, Actinopteri, Siluriformes, Ictaluridae. The transcript has 11 exons. The coding region runs from base 56 to 955 and encodes 299 amino acids. The record is from RefSeq and is a predicted model, not a curated record.